AUGAAGAUUGUUACUAGUUCUACAUAUGGUUCUUCAGAUCUUACUGAAGUAAUCACUGUUCCAAAUGCUCCUAUUUGUGUUGCCCCACAUCUAGCACUCCAUCCUGCAGGUCAGGGCGUGUCAUUGUACAUUCCCCAGUCUGCCAUCAAUGCCACGGUGGAGGAAGACAUCCUGCUCUCCGUGGAAUACUCCUGCCAUGGCAUCCCCACCAUCGAAUGGAAGUAUACAUCCACCUGGGGGGUGCAGAGGAUCGUGGAGUGGAAGCCAGGGACUCAGGCCAACAUCUCCCAGAGCCACAAGGAUAGAGUCUGCACCUUUGACAAUGGUUCCAUCCAGCUAUUCAGUGUGGGCGUGAGGGAUUCCGGCUACUAUGUCAUCACGGUGACCGAGCGCCUGGGGAGCAGCCAGUUUGGCACCAUCGUGCUGCAUGUGUCAGAGAUCCUCUACGAAGACCUCCACUUCGUCGCAGUCUUCCUUGCUUUUCUCGCUGCUGUGGCUGCAGUGUUAAUUAGCCUCAUGUGGGUUUGCAAUAAGUGUGCAUAUAAAUUCCAGAGGAAGAGAAGACACAAGCUCAAAGAGAGCACUACUGAGGAGAUUGAGCUACAGGAUGUUGAGUGUUAGCCAAGGCUGAGCCCAAUGACAUUCCUACCUCAAGAGGAAAACUAUUUUCCAGUGGAAGGAGCAAACAUACCAACCCAUGCUAAGAGCCUCCUGUUGUCCUGCCACAGCCGCCCAUUCCUGAUGGGCCUGCCGGCCGUGGACAGAGUGGACUGCAUGGAGUUGAGGACUCUGGAUUGGACCAAGUCAGUUCUUGCACGUGCAUGAAAGUCAAGAAGAGUGCUUUGCGUGGCUGCAGCCCAGAGCUGUGCUAACCCGCGGGCAAUGGCAUAGGGCAGGCACUGGCUGCUUGCUCACUGUGCUCUGCUCGGCCCAGAAUAUAGUCAUUGGAGGCGUCCCCAUGCCGGAGGCCAGAGUGCUCGAGGUCAGGUGUGCAGCCAGCAGGCUGUCUGUGCUCCUGCCUGCUCUGCCCUCCAACCCUCUGCUGUGGGGCUGUUAUGAGAAAACGUGAGGUCGGACGAGACCAAGGGGUGCUGCUGUGCUUUAGGGAGUUGCUCAGAGAGGGGCGAGCACCCCCAUGGCCUGGAACUUCAGGGA
Myotis davidii is the source of this 1155-nucleotide messenger RNA. RefSeq names its product V-set and transmembrane domain containing 5 (gene VSTM5). The record is from RefSeq and is a predicted model, not a curated record. The coding region runs from base 1 to 621 and encodes 206 amino acids. Gene Ontology annotation, biological process: positive regulation of excitatory synapse assembly; filopodium assembly. The transcript is spliced from 4 exons. Lineage: Eukaryota; Metazoa; Chordata; Mammalia; Chiroptera; Vespertilionidae. Gene Ontology annotation, cellular component: axon; dendrite; plasma membrane.